This is a messenger RNA of Sturnus vulgaris (Common starling), 519 nucleotides long. The record is from RefSeq and is a predicted model, not a curated record. NCBI's taxonomy places the organism in Eukaryota, Metazoa, Chordata, Aves, Passeriformes, Sturnidae.
AUGGAGGGGGGAGCGGCCGGGGACCCCCGCGGGCUCUGGGGGGACCCCCCAGCAGGGACCGUCCUUGUCCCACGCAGGCUCCGCGCCGUGGGCUCGCUGCCCGGAGCCGUCCCGGUGUCCCGGCCGCCGGUGCUGAUCCUGCAGCAGCUCCCCGGGCCCGGGGCCGCCCCCGCGGCAGCGCCGCCCGUGCGGGGAGAUUUGAUGGAGUUGAUGCUGAUUCAAACCUCCCAAAUGCACCAGCUGCUGAUGCACGGCCUGGCCAUGGCAGCUCUGAUGCCCCUUGGUGUGGGGCCAGCCCCAGCCCAGGCCCAGGGCGAGGAGGAAGAGGAGGCCGUGGUUUUCCACCAUCACUACGUUCCCUGGCCCGCCCCCGGCCCGGUCCCCGUGCGGUUCCUGCGCUCCUCGCCUGGGGACGAGCGAGCUGUGCCCCCCCCGCCGCCCCCCAGUGCCACCGGGACCGUGGGACCCGGCGUGUCCCCGGCCGCUGAGUUCUACAGCGCGGAGGAGCGGGGGCUGUGA